CCAAAUGAAUUUCCGUCCCAAAGCAUUCUAUAAACCUCAGAGUAUUUUUAGUCCUUAAGUGUAAACCCAAGUGCUUUGUAAACCUCAAACAGGGCUUUUGAAACCAAAAAGCACCCUGUCAUCUGCAAAGUGGGCUGAAUAGGUCAGUGGGGACUGGCCAUCCUGGGGUGCUGUUUGGAGUAUGAAAGGGUCUCCUUGUUCUUCCUCCCCAGGUACCCAGGAUGGAGGAGAAGGAGGCCCUGGUGCCUAUCCGGAAGGCCAUGAACAGCUUCCAUGCAGAACUCCAUCCCCGGGUGGCCUUCUGGAUCAUGAAGCUGCCACAGCGGAGGUCCCACCAGGAUGUCCCGGAGGGUGGCCACUGGCUUAGCGAGAAGCGACACCGCCUACAGGCCAUCCGCGAUGGGCUCCGUGAGGGGACCCGUGAAGAUGUCUUAAAAGAGGGGACCCAGGGCUUCUCCCACUCCAGACUGUUCCCCCGAAAGACCCACUUAUUGUACAUCUUUAGGCCCUAUCGGCAGCUGUAGGGGUGGGGACCAGGGAGCACCUCCCUGUAGCCCCCAUCAGACCCCACCCCAAGCACCAUAUGGAAAUAAAAGUUCUUACUUACAUCUAA
Molecule: messenger RNA, 613 nt
Organism: Cebus imitator (Panamanian white-faced capuchin)
Lineage: Eukaryota; Metazoa; Chordata; Mammalia; Primates; Cebidae
Product: dickkopf-like protein 1
Exons: 1
Coding region: 222-524 (100 amino acids)
Source: RefSeq, a predicted model, not a curated record